Penicillium oxalicum is the source of this 510-nucleotide messenger RNA. It is a transcript of the gene nut2, whose product is annotated as mediator complex subunit NUT2. Gene Ontology annotation, molecular function: transcription coregulator activity. The record is from RefSeq and is a predicted model, not a curated record. The transcript is spliced from 3 exons. Gene Ontology annotation, biological process: regulation of transcription by RNA polymerase II. The coding region runs from base 1 to 510 and encodes 169 amino acids. NCBI's taxonomy places the organism in Eukaryota, Fungi, Ascomycota, Eurotiomycetes, Eurotiales, Aspergillaceae. Gene Ontology annotation, cellular component: mediator complex.
AUGGCCCCUGUAAUGCUCAAGACCGUCGAUGACGACAUUCGCGAUGUUGUUCAGCAUCUCUUCGAGAUCCAAUCAGCCGUCCAUGGCUAUCUCGGUCCCGAGACACAGCAGGAGCUGGUGCGCAAAAUAAAGAACCUCACCAUUGCGCUCAAAACACUUCACACUCACACCGAGCUCCCUCCCAAUGCUGCCGAGACCGCCACUCCCAACACCGCGGAUCCGUCCAAUCCCCCUCUCGCCAGUAUCCAACUCCCACCCGAGAUCAUCGAAUACGUCGACGCGGCGCGUAAUCCGGACAUCUACACGCGUGAGUUUGUGGAACUGGUCCAGCGCGGCAAUCAGGAUUUGAAGGGGAAACGGGAAGCCUUUGCCGACUUUCGUGACGUGUUGGCGCGGGAAAUGCGCAGCGCCAUGCCCGAGUGCCGCGGCGAGGUGGACCGGGUCAUGGCCAUGACGGGCGGUACUACAGAGGGCGAUUCUCACGCUCGUGCUGAGAGCGCAUCCAAGUGA